This is a messenger RNA of Dipodomys spectabilis (banner-tailed kangaroo rat), 2378 nucleotides long. Its product is annotated as polypeptide N-acetylgalactosaminyltransferase 4. Bases 262 to 2010 code for a protein of 582 amino acids. Gene Ontology annotation, cellular component: Golgi apparatus. NCBI's taxonomy places the organism in Eukaryota, Metazoa, Chordata, Mammalia, Rodentia, Heteromyidae. The record is from RefSeq and is a predicted model, not a curated record. The transcript is spliced from 2 exons.
CCGAGGUCCUUGGGGCCGGGGUAUGUGUGUGUGCGCGCGCGCGCGUGUGUGCGCGCGGGGUGGGGAAACCCCCACCAAGUGAGCCAACUCCGGUGGCUGGAAAGGAGCUGAACGCCUGGCUGAAAGGGGAGACGUGCUGGGAAGUGAAGUGCUCCCCUACCUGAGCCGUGGGACGACUGCUGCUCCUCCCCCACCCCACCCCCGCCGGCCGGCGUGGGGGCCCGGUGGCCACGUCUGCGCCCCCCCACCCUGUCCCCGGCCAUGCGGAUCCGGAUGGCCGUGAGGUGGACAUGGGCAGGCAAGAGCUGCUUGCUGCUGGCGCUUCUCACAGUAGCUUACAUCCUGGUGGAGUUCUCCGUCUCCACUUUGCACGCCUGGCCCGGGGCCAGCCAAGCCGGGCCCCGGGGGUCAGGACGGCUCUCAAACCUCGACCAAACGGGAGAAGAUUUGUCUCGCCCUCUUUAUGAGAAGCCCCCCGCAGAUUCCCGCGCGCUUGGGGAGUGGGGGAGACCGAGCAAGCUCCAGCUGAGCGAGGGCGAACAGAAGCAGCAGGAGGAACUCAUCGAGAGAUAUGCCAUUAACAUUUACCUCAGUGACAGGAUUUCCCUGCACCGCCACAUCGAGGAUAAAAGGAUGUACGAGUGUAAGUCCCAGAAGUUCAACUACAGGAAACUCCCCACCACCUCGGUGAUCAUCGCUUUCUAUAACGAAGCCUGGUCCACUCUGCUCCGCACCAUUCACAGUGUUUUAGAAACCUCCCCUGCGGUCCUCUUGAAGGAGAUCAUCUUGGUGGAUGACCUGAGCGACAGAGUUUAUUUGAAGGCACAGCUCGAAACCUACAUCAGUAAUCUGGACCGCGUCCGCUUGAUUCGAACCAAUAAGCGAGAGGGUCUGGUGAGAGCCCGCCUAAUUGGGGCCACUUUCGCCACUGGGGAUGUCCUCACUUUCCUGGAUUGUCACUGCGAGUGUAAUUCUGGGUGGCUGGAGCCCCUGCUAGAAAGGAUUGGUAGUGAUGAGACAGCAAUUGUUUGUCCCGUUAUCGAUACCAUUGACUGGAAUACUUUUGAGUUCUAUAUGCAGACCGGAGAGCCCAUGAUUGGUGGGUUUGACUGGCGUUUGACAUUCCAGUGGCAUUCCGUCCCCAAACACGAAAGGGACCGGCGGACCUCAAGAAUCGAUCCCAUCAGAUCGCCCACGAUGGCUGGAGGGUUGUUUGCUGUCAGCAAGAAGUAUUUUGAGUACCUGGGAACAUACGACACGGGCAUGGAGGUGUGGGGAGGUGAGAACCUAGAGCUGUCUUUUCGGGUGUGGCAGUGCGGCGGCACGCUGGAGAUCCACCCGUGUUCACACGUGGGCCAUGUGUUCCCUAAGCGGGCGCCGUACGCCCGCCCCAAUUUCCUACAGAAUACUGCUCGGGCCGCGGAAGUAUGGAUGGAUAAGUACAAAGAGCAUUUCUACAACCGAAACCCCCCGGCCCGGAAAGAAGCUUAUGGGGAUAUUUCUGAAAGAAAAAUACUACGAGAACGACUGAGAUGCAGAAGUUUUGACUGGUAUUUGAAUAACGUGUUCCCUAACUUACAUGUACCAGAAGAUAGGCCAGGCUGGCACGGGGCUAUUCGCAGUCUGGGCAUCUCUUCCGAAUGUUUAGAUUACAAUUCUCCCGAAAACAACCCCACAGGUGCGAACCUUUCAUUGUUCGGAUGUCACGGUCAAGGAGGCAAUCAGUUCUUCGAAUAUACGUCGAACAAUGAAAUAAGGUUUAAUUCUGUCACCGAGUUAUGUGCAGUGGUCCCUGAACAAAAAAAUCAUGUAGGAAUGCAAACCUGUCCUAAAGAUGGACUCCCCGUCCCAGUCAAUAUUAUUUGGCAUUUUAAACCAGAUGGGACCAUAUUUCAUCCACACUCGGGAGAGUGUCUUAGUGCUUAUCGGACACCUGAGGGCCGACCUGGUGUACAAAUGAGGACUUGUGAUGCCCUAGAUAAAAAUCAGAUCUGGAGUUUUGAGAAAUAGAAAAGCACAACGGAUUUUUGUUUUGUUUUGCUCAUGAGCUGACAAUAACUCAAAAGGCAGAGAGUCCCAGUGAAGAUUAUGUUUUACCGGAAGUCAUCCAGCAGUCAUCUAUGAAGGGACCAGAGAGUUGUGGUUCACUCAGGAAUAUUACACUGAAACUGGGGGCAGAGUGCUGCUGUUUAAUAUAUCCGUGCCUUACUGAUGGGUUGUUGUUGUUUUAUGUAAAAGCUUUGUUGAUAGGGUCUCUUACUUCUCUUGAAAGAAACUGUGAAUUGAGAUACACAAAACACUUUUUAAGUGUCAGACAUAAUGUUUAAGAAUGUAAAAGUCCAAGCAAAGUGAAAUAUGAGUUAUGCUGUGUAUUAGUG